GGGGAGGGGCUGUGUGGGGGGAGGGCUCAUUGGGUGGGAAUGAGGUCAUCGGUGUCUGGAGUUCCUAUUGGUUGUCACCGCCGUCAGUCAGUCACUGGGCGGUUGUGACCGGAAGAGGAAAGAGACACAAACAGAGAGACACUGAGGGACACACAGACUGUGACACUGACUGACAGAGUACAGCAACAACACCACCACAACACCAUAAGGUUAGACACAGAGAGACGGAGACGUUGAGGACAGUGGAGAGACAGUGACGGAGAAGCGGAGGUGCAAUGAGUUGCGCCGUUUCUGAUGAAGACAAUACCUCAGACAAAUGCUCAGAAGGAGAGUUCGUGGUCUCGGAGCAGAAGUCGCCGUCGCGGUGCAGUGGCCUCAGGAUGCAGUGGGGCUUCAGUGGAGGGGAUCACAGCGACGCGCUCAGUUACUUGCACUUCAUGUGGCAGAAACACGACGGCUGCGGCUCGCGGAGGGACGAGCUGACCGGCAAAAUGGGCGUCAGCCGUCUGAAACGCCACGUGAAGCUUCACCGCAGGGUUUGUCCGUUGGGCAAAGAGGUUCACGUUCAGAAGCGUUUACGCGAAGCUGCCAAUGCGAACGAGGUGGACAUCGUAACACAGAUCCUGGAAGACGGCAUCGAUCCCUGUGCUGCGGACGACAAGGGCAGAACCGCACUUCAUUUUGCUUCCUGCAACGGAAACGAUUCAAUCGUGCAACUGUUACUGGAUCACGGAGCUGACCCCAACCAGCGGGAUGGCCUGGGAAACACACCUCUCCACCUUGCUGCCUGUACCAACCACGUGUCUGUGAUCACCAGGCUGUUAAGGGGAGGGGCCCGAGUGGAUGCCCUGGACCGAGCCGGCAGGACCCCACUCCACCUGGCCAAGUCUAAGCUGAACAUCUUACAGGAAGGACAUUCCCGCAGCCUGGAAGCCCUGAGGGCAGAGGUCAAACAGAUAAUCCAGAUGCUCCGUGAGUACCUGGACAGACUGGGGCAGCACCAGGAGACUGAACAACUGGACGACCUGUGCACCAAGCUUCAGAUGACCAGCACAAAAGAGCAGGUGGACGAAGUGGCUGAUCUGCUGUCGAGCUUCACCAGCUUCAGCCUACAGAUGCAUGAACUCGGGAAGAGGUAGCCGGUGCCCGGCAGAGCCUCGGCAGCCACUGACUGAAGCGGAUGUGAACAGACUGUAUUGUGAAAACGCUGAAGAAAUGAUUGUCUCUGUGAUUCUGAUGGACGUUUGUCUCUUUGUCAAUCUUCGGGGCGAAGGAGGAGGAAUAUCAGAAUUAUUAUUUUUUAAUGAAAUUCAGCCACAGGCUGAUAAACACGUGACCUGUUCAUUUCAUUAAUGCUAUAAUGUGUAACAGCCUUAAUUUAACCCAGAGCCUUUGUGGCCACAACCGCAGGACCGUUCUUAAAGCCGCCUUUCCAUUUGCCUUCACUAGUUUCCAUUGGUUAUUUUAAAAAUUAAAAUAUUAAAGUGUUCAGAUUGUAAAAUUGUGGCUUGUAUUUGUGGUUUCAGAACUGACGGCUUUCUGUCCAACCCACGUGCUUUCUGAUUGUCCGUGUCGCAUGCACUUGCCAUUGUAAUCUUUGCUCAGAUGAAUGUAUAUCUUGUCGUGGAAUGGUGACGGUUUUCUGUGUAAAGUACCAAAGUAUAAUAAAUAAAAUACAAAUGA
Callorhinchus milii (elephant shark) is the source of this 1683-nucleotide messenger RNA. It is a transcript of the gene ankrd54, whose product is annotated as ankyrin repeat domain 54. The record is from RefSeq and is a predicted model, not a curated record. Bases 276 to 1139 code for a protein of 287 amino acids. NCBI's taxonomy places the organism in Eukaryota, Metazoa, Chordata, Chondrichthyes, Chimaeriformes, Callorhinchidae. Gene Ontology annotation, molecular function: protein binding. The transcript is spliced from 8 exons.